CCAACCUCUCGUUGGCAGUUUCAGCCACUACCCUUUCACUCCCUCGACAAGUCCGCCACCAACCUCACCUUACUCCCAUUUUCACUAUAUAUCUCACUUCUUCAUUUCCUUCUCAAAAAAAUCUCUCUUUCUCCCUUUUUCCUUUCUACUUUCCUCCUAAAAUUUUCUCAUUCAUUCCGCCAUGGAAGGAGCUGCUACUGCACAAGCUCUAUCUCGUAUUGGGCUAGCUGGUCUAGCUGUUAUGGGCCAAAAUCUAGCCCUAAAUAUCGCCGAGAAAGGGUUCCCGAUUUCCGUUUACAACAGAACCACUUCUAAAGUUGACGAAACCCUAGAUCGCGCUCAACGCGAAGGUCAACUACCUUUAACAGGUCAGUACAAUCCGCGUGAUUUCGUGCUGUCGAUUCAACGGCCCAGAUCUGUUAUCAUCCUCGUUAAAGCUGGGGCCCCCGUUGAUCAGACGAUUGCAGCUUUAGCUGAACACAUGGAGCCUGGCGAUACGAUUAUUGAUGGCGGUAAUGAGUGGUACGAGAACACUGAACGGCGUAUUGGUGAAGCUUCGAGUAAAGGGCUUUUGUAUUUGGGUAUGGGUGUUUCUGGUGGUGAAGAUGGGGCCCGUAAUGGACCCUCGCUCAUGCCCGGUGGGUCCCACGGGGCUUACAUGAACAUCAAAGACAUUCUCGAGAAAGUUGCGGCUCAAGUUGAGGACGGGCCAUGUGUUACUUACAUUGGCGAAGGUGGGUCGGGUAAUUUCGUGAAAAUGGUGCAUAAUGGGAUUGAGUAUGGUGAUAUGCAGUUGAUUUCGGAGGCGUACGAUGUGUUGAAGAAUGCGGGUGGGUUGAGUAACUCUGAAUUGGCGGAUAUUUUCGCUGAGUGGAACCGUGGUGAACUGGAGAGUUUUCUGGUUGAAAUUACAGCGGAUAUAUUCAAUGUGAAGGAUGAAAAAACCGGGAGUGGUGAGUUAGUGGAUAAGAUUUUGGAUAAGACGGGAAUGAAGGGAACAGGAAAAUGGACUGUGCAGCAGGCAGCUGAGCUGUCAAUUGCAGCUCCCACAAUUGCUGCUUCGUUGGAUAGUAGGUAUAUGAGUGGGUUGAAGGAAGAGAGGGAAGAUGCAGCAAGGAUUUUUAAGAAGGAAGGAUUAAAGGAGGAAAUAAAUUUUGAUGUAAAUGGUAGUAGUGUUGAUAAGAAGAGAUUGAUUGAUGAUGUGAGGCAGGCAUUGUACGCGUCGAAAAUUUGUAGUUACGCUCAGGGAAUGAAUUUGCUGAGGGCAAAGAGUGCUGAGAAAGGGUGGAAUUUGAAUUUGGGAGAGAUGGCGAGGAUCUGGAAAGGUGGGUGUAUUAUCAGGGCAGUGUUCUUGGAUCGGAUUAAGAAGGCGUACCAGAGGAAUCCCGGGUUGGCUAACUUGAUGGUGGACCCGGAGUUUGCAAGGGAGAUGGUGCAGAGGCAAGCCGCGUGGAGGAGAGUCGUGGGACUGGCUAUCCAGAGAGGAAUUAGUGUUCCUGGAAUGUCUGCGAGUCUUCAGUAUUUCGAUACCUAUAGGCGUUCUAGGCUUCCCGCAAACCUCGUGCAGGCUCAAAGGGACUAUUUUGGGGCACAUACUUAUGAGAGAGUUGAUAUGCCAGGAGCAUACCAUACUGAGUGGUCAAAGCUUGCUAGGAAGGCCAGAGUGUAAUGCUGCUGCAGCUGUUGCCGAUUAUGAUAGAAAUCUGGUAUUAGUUGGGCUUUGUCAACUAUAGAUUCUGAAUUGUGCUAUUCAGGCAUUUAAAAUUUAGAAUGUGACUUGUUGAGAAUUUUUACUUGUUGCUAGUUUUGCAGUUAAUAAUGUUGUAUGCCUUUGAACAUUACAGGGCCUUGGCAAUUGAAUGACUUCUUUAUUGAAGUUAAAGAAGUUGCAUUUCCUACAUUAUGCAUAAAUGUUCCCUGCAUUUUAGUGAUCCCAAUAAAUAUGGGUUCUUUCAGCUUC
Molecule: messenger RNA, 1960 nt
Organism: Nicotiana tabacum (common tobacco)
Lineage: Eukaryota; Viridiplantae; Streptophyta; Magnoliopsida; Solanales; Solanaceae
Product: 6-phosphogluconate dehydrogenase, decarboxylating 3, chloroplastic
Biological process (GO): pentose-phosphate shunt
Molecular function (GO): phosphogluconate dehydrogenase (decarboxylating) activity; NADP binding
Source: RefSeq, a predicted model, not a curated record